Molecule: messenger RNA, 2845 nt
Organism: Achroia grisella
Lineage: Eukaryota; Metazoa; Arthropoda; Insecta; Lepidoptera; Pyralidae
Exons: 2
Coding region: 74-2845 (923 amino acids)
Source: RefSeq, a predicted model, not a curated record
CGGCAGAACUACCUACCAUUGGAUGUGAAUCGAGUGUAAUUUAUAGUGGUGUCGACAACACUCGAAUCCCAUAAUGACCGAAGAAAAGGAGUUAAUAAAAAAGCGAGGCAGUUUUAAAGGCCGUUUAACUGCAUUUAUUAAUUAUUUGCAUACACUAACUGAUGAACCGUUAAGUCUCUCGGAUGCCAGAGAAUUACAAUUACGUAUGGGUAAAAUUGAGUCGUUGUAUGAACAGUAUGAUCAGGUACAGUUGCGCCUUGAAUGUAUAGUUGAUAAUAGUGAAGAGCAAUUUAAAGAGCGCUCCGACUUUGAAUCACAAUAUUUCAAGGCAAUCGCGAAAGCCCAAGGUUUACAAAAUGUUAAUGUUGAGACUAUGAGCAAUAUGGGUAGUGAUGGAGGUACUCGAGCGAGCAAUAAUCAUAAGCUGGUGCGUCUUCCGACCAUCCAGCUACCGCGAUUCAGUGGUUCAUACGAUGAUUAUUUGGAAUUUAGAGAUACCUUUACUAGCCUUAUACACAACAAUGAUGAAAUAGACGAAGUGAAUAAAUUUCACUAUUUGCGUGCAUCGUUAGAGGGUUCUGCUGCCGUGGUAAUUCAAUCAGUUGAGUUUUCAUCUAGUAAUUAUGCUGUUGCGUGGAAACUUUUGUGCGAUAGAUUUGACAACAAACGUCUGUUGAUACAAAAUCAUGUGUCUUCCUUGUUCAAUGUGGAAGCAAUAACAAGGGAGUCAUCAGCAAAUUUAAAGCGGUUAAUUGAUCAGGUAAAUAAAAACUUGCGGGCACUUGAAUCAUUAGGUGAACCUGUCAAACAUUGGGAUACCCUUUUAAUCCAUAUUAUUACCCAUAAAUUAGAUAGUAAAACUUAUAGAGAGUGGGAGGAAUUUAAGGGGCAUUCACAUAAAGAUACUUCAAUUACCUUUGACACCUUUCUAGAAUUUAUCCGAAAUCGUGCAGAUUUGAUUGAAACAUUAGAGCUUUCACGUGUCAAUCAGGGCAAUUUAAAUCAUAAAUCGACUAUGAAAUUAAAAUCUAUGGUUUCAGUUCAUGGCAGUCAUCCACAUCAGAAUUCCAAUACAGCAGAAUCACAUAAUCGAAUCUGCCCUAAGUGUAAGGGUGACCAUAGUCUAACCGGUUGCCCCCAGUUUCUUGCGUUGAGCGUUGAAGCGCGCCUAAAGGUACUAGCCAGUUUUAAGGUAUGUUUCAAUUGCUUUCGUGUAGGUCAUUUUGCUAAUCUAUGCAAAAGGCCAGGUUGCAAAAUAUGCAAGCGUCGACACAACACUCUGAUUCAUGCAGCCAAUGAUCAUCAUAUUCGUAAUGAAAAUAGAGUCGUAUCUGAAACUACACCUUUAGCGUCGUCUUCAACGACUGCUGCUUCUGACAAUGUAACUUUAGCAGCAAAUAUGUCUAGUUAUAAUAAAAUUCAAUGUGAUGUAUUAUUAUCUACUGCGUUGGUAAAAUUAUAUGACAAGAAUAAUCACGAACAUAUAGUACGUGCAAUAUUAGACAGUGGUAGUACAUCAAGUCUAAUGACUGAGAGAUUGUGUCGACAAUUAAAUUUGGAAACCUGUCAGGUAGAUAAGUCAAUCAUGGGUGUAAAUAACGCAACUUUACGCGUAGGCAAAACUUGUCAUGUGCACAUGACGUCGUUGAAUAACAGUUUCUCUUCUGAGCUUCAAUGUUAUGUUUUGCCAUCAAUCACAAGUAAUGUACCCGGUCACGAAAUUAAUAUUUCUAAUAUUGACAUCCCUACUGACAUUAGUUUGGCGGAUCCUACGUUCUUUGUACCAGCAGAUGUUGAUAUCUUGAUUGGUGCCGAUCUCUUUUGGGAUUUGGUAGGGACGCGGAGAAUAAUAUUAGGUAAGAAAAAGCCUGUAUUGUGCGAAACCAGAUUAGGGUGGAUAAUUUCAGGUCCUAUCUUUAGUCAUCAUGACACAAUUAUGCAUUUAAAUGAUAUAAAAUGUAAUUUUAAUAAAAUUGAUUCUAGUGCAAGUCAUGAUUUGGACGACAUUCGAGCUGACUUGACACGAUUCUGGCAGCUGGAAGAGAUAUGCUCCAAAUCAAAUUAUUUUCCGGAAGAAAGAAUGUGUGAGGAACAUUUUGUUGCGAACACAACGCGCCUCGAUGACGGUCGUUUCUGCGUCCGUAUACCGCUUAAACAUGAUUCUUCUGUUUUAGGUAAUUCGUUUCAUCGAGCGGAACACUGUUUAUUUUCUUUAGAGCGUAGGUUGACGAGCAAUCUUGAAUUGAGAGAUAUGUAUAGCAACUUCAUGACAGAGUAUAAAUCGCUUGGCCAUAUGUCAGAAUAUAAACAGCCUGAGGUAGAUGAAAAGGAAUAUUUCAUUCCUCAUCACGGUGUUAUGCGAGAUAGUAGCACGAGCACCAAACUCCGUGUUGUAUUUAAUGCCAGUUCUCCUACGACCUCAGGUGUUUCUUACAAUGACAUUCAAAUGAUUGGUCCCACCGUCCAAGAUGAUUUGAUAUCCAUAUUGCUUCGAUUUAGGCAGCAUAAAUAUGUUUUGUCUGCAGAUGUUGAAAAAAUGUACAGACAAAUAAUUGUCCACCCGUCUGAUAGACAUCUGCAGCAAAUACUGUGGCGUAGUAAUGUAGCUGAGCCAAUUACAAAAUUCAUAUUGAACACGGUCACAUAUGGAACAUCCAGUGCUCCAUUUCUGGCUACACGCUGUCUAAAGCAGUUAGGAAUCGACUGCAAGGAUGAUAAAAUUUCCGAGAUCAUUCAACAUGAUUUUUACGUUGAUGAUCUAUUAACGGCGGUAACGAUUUGGCUGAAGUUCAAGCUAUACGUAAGCAAGUUACUAAUGUACUUGCUUCUGCAUGUAUGCCAUUAA